UACAAACCAAGAGACCCUGGAUUAGGACACCUUGAUCUGGACAACCUGUGCUUUUUAGCAGAUGAGGACUUUCAUCUAGGUAGAUCAAGAAGAAGUCAUCAUACCUCCUAAAAUACGGGGAGGUGCCCAGACAUAUAAGGAUGGAGUCCUCCUCCACUGACUGGUUUGUACUAUUCAACCUCACGGCCACACCCACCCCCAUGAAUUACACCACCCAGGUGCCCAGGGAACCAUACCUCCAAAAGCUGGCACAUCUGGACGAGGGCCUCUACAAUGACUUUUACAGCCUGUGGAUUGCCCUGCUGGUGAUCAAUGUGCUCAUCUUCAUUGUGGGUAUGGCGCUCAACAGCUUGGCUCUGUAUGUCUUCUGUCUGCGGACAAAGCCCAGCACCACCUCUGUCAUCUACACCAUUAACUUGGCGGUGACGGAUCUGCUGGUGAACCUCUCACUGCCCACCCGCAUCGUCCUGUAUUACAGCGCGGGCAAGUGCCUCACUUGCUCCUACCUGCACAUCUUCAGCUAUUUUGUCAACAUGUACUGCAGCAUCCUUUUUCUCACAAGCAUUUGCAUUGACCGAUACCUGGCCAUCGUGCAGGUGGAGGCAUCGCGCAAGUGGAGGAGCCCGGGCGUGGCCAAGUGUGUCUGCGCCUUCAUCUGGCUGUUCGCCAUUGUGGUGACCUACUCGCUCCUGUCCACGGCCUUCAAGCAGGAGGCCUGCUGCCUGUCCAAGCUGUUCGCCCUCACGGUGUUUGAGUUCUUCCUGCCGCUGGUGGUGAUCGUGGUGUUCACCGUGCGCAUCGCCUGCGCGCUGGCCAGGCCGGGCCUGAUGCAGCAGAGCCGGGAGCGGCGCAUGAGGGCCGUCCAGCUGCUGGUCACCGUCCUGGUCAUCUUCACCGUCUGCUUCACGCCCUUCCACGUGCGGCAGGUGCUGGUCUUCUUCUACCCGGACAUGCCGCACCACGUGGUGGCCUACCACGUCACCGUCACCCUCAGCAGUCUCAACAGCUGCCUGGACCCCGUGGUCUACUGCUUCGUCACCAACAACUUCCAGGGCACGGUGAGGAGCGUGUUCCGCAAGGCGGAGGCGGAGCAGACCAGCGGGGACGUGGUCAGCAUGCAGCGCAGCUCCAAGGGCUCGGGCACCGCCACAGCCAUCGCACACAGCAUGAUCAUGCUGAACCUGACCUCGCCCCUGUCGGGCAGCAUGCACGCCUGAGGGGGGCGGGGCUGGGCAGGGUGAGGGCGGUGCUGGGACAGCUGAAUGGACGAGAUACCCAUCUGUGUGUGGCAGUAAAAGGGUAACAGAGACUCUGAAGAAUCAGCACUACAUGAAUGAACUGUGAGAAUCAUGUGUAAUGUAUGUAAAAUAUGUAUAUGUUUGUAUAUUAUGUGUAGGUGUGUGUGUG
Anguilla anguilla (European eel) is the source of this 1407-nucleotide messenger RNA. RefSeq names its product G protein-coupled receptor 20 (gene gpr20). The transcript is spliced from 2 exons. The record is from RefSeq and is a predicted model, not a curated record. Gene Ontology annotation, biological process: positive regulation of Rho protein signal transduction; phospholipase C-activating G protein-coupled receptor signaling pathway. Gene Ontology annotation, cellular component: membrane. Bases 141 to 1217 code for a protein of 358 amino acids. NCBI's taxonomy places the organism in Eukaryota, Metazoa, Chordata, Actinopteri, Anguilliformes, Anguillidae. Gene Ontology annotation, molecular function: G protein-coupled receptor activity.